CGCCGGAGAAGGAGGGCAGUUGUGUGUGCGGCUGCUGUGCAGGCAGUUUGAAUAAAAAAUAAAUAAGGAAUCAUGUCGGCCAGGAGGAAUAUCGGCGAUCCCGAGAUUUUAAAGAAGAGAAUUCCCCAGAAUCCAAAAUACGUGCAUGUCAAGACAAGACUGGAUACUGGUAGCAGCAUGACCAAAUAUUUGGAAAGGAUAGAAGAGAUCAAGCGAAAUUAUCGGUACAAAAAAGAUGAAUUGUUCAAGAGGAUUAAGGUUACCACAUUUGCCCAGCUGGUUCUUCAGGUUGCAUCUGUAUCUGAAGACAGUGAUGUUGCUGAAAUGACCAGAGAGGAGCUGCAGAGGAUGGAAGACAAUGACUCUGUUAUAGCCGAAGCAGAUACAGAACUUGCAACAAACAGAACUAAUGGUAAAGGAAGCCCUAACAGUGUGGCUUUAAGUCCCAUCCAGAUACUUGAUAAUGAAGGAGGAGGGGAGUCGCUGCAUUCUGCGCGAUCUACUUUGCAGAGCCUAAUAAGUGGUGUUGGAGAAUUAGAUCUUGGAAAUACACAAAUCAAAACUCUUAAGAAAGAACCCUCACCAAGUCCACAAUCUCUGGACAAGCCAUACACAGACUGCCCAUUCCUCCUGCUUGAUGUGAGGGAUAAAGACUGCUAUGAACAGUGCCACAUAGUUGGAGCUCAUAGUUACCCCAUAGCAAUGCUUUCAAGGACUAUGAAUCCCUUCACACAUGACAUCUUGGAGUUUAAAAAUGCUCAUGGUAAAAUAAUUAUCUUGUAUGAUGAAGAUGAGAGGAUGGCAAGUCAAGCAGCCACCACAAUGUGUGAGAGAGGAUUUGAGAACCUUUUCAUGCUGUCUGGAGGUUUAAAAGUCAUUGCACAAAAAUUCCCAGAAGGUCUUACAACUGGUACAUUCCCUGUUACGUGCCUGCCACAGUCUACACAGCCAAAGUCUGGUCGCAAGAGAGUCAUUCCAAAAGAAGUCAUUAUACCUGCUGAGAACAAAUGGAGAUUUACUACAGAAGAACUGGAAACGAUAGAGCAGCAUCUUGAGAAAACAUUCAGGUCGAUUGACACUGCCAGCAGAUCCAGUCAUUUAUCAACUGCAAGACUGGAAUCCAAAAUGGGCAGCUCAAGAAACAGCCAUUUACCCUCAUCUGCCAGCUCGAUCAGCUCCCGAACCAUGCGCAGCAGCAGUCCCCAUACUAAGCCAUGGAAAUAAAGUGCUUAUUUAACCACAACAUUAAACCAUCCACAUCUGCUUUGUUGCAUAGAGCAGUUUUUCUCGCUCCAGCAGUAUUGUUAGACUAGACAAUUGUGGAAGAGUAAAACAUCAUGAGAACAAGUAGAAUAUUGUUUACAGAACGUUUAUAAUGCUGGGUUUUUGUGCUAGUUUCUGUGUAUAGAAGGUGAGGCGUUCCCUACUUGAUUUUGUGUUUUAGUAUUUCUAGUGGAAUUGUCUGCCCAGAUAGGAAUAACCAGUAAACGCCGUACUGCUGCAAGAAUAAUCAUGAUUCCCUAUAUAAACAACACUACAUUUAAGUUGUUCUGUUCUGAUGCAAUGUUCUAUCAGCACCUUUCAUUUUGGGCCUUAUUUAGAUCAUUCGGAUUGUACAAAUACAUACUGGAUGCAAUAUAUGUGCUUCCUUUCAACACCCACUUUUAAUUCACAUCUUUGUGGUUUUUAUUUGAUGCACUAUUGAAAAGACAAUUUUAUUGUAUACAUAAUUUCAUAUAGACUUAAAAAGUGGCCUUUAAAAUUAUUAAUUUUUUUUUCCUGCGAUAAAAGCAUUUGUCCCAUUAUUUUUAUUGGGUACAAGGUCAAUUUCUUAAAGCAUAGGUGUGUAAGUAAUUUAUUAUGGUUUCUUUUUAGAUGAUCAAUAAAAAAUUUUAUUUUUAAAGUGCCCAUUUUAAAUGAUAGGCAUUUAAAAGGGCACCCUAACGUUGGCUUCCCAUUAAAAGGAAAGUCUACA
This is a messenger RNA of Pelobates fuscus (common spadefoot toad), 1975 nucleotides long. RefSeq names its product centrosomal protein 41 (gene CEP41). Gene Ontology annotation, biological process: cilium assembly; protein polyglutamylation. Lineage: Eukaryota; Metazoa; Chordata; Amphibia; Anura; Pelobatidae. The record is from RefSeq and is a predicted model, not a curated record. Bases 73 to 1224 code for a protein of 383 amino acids. Gene Ontology annotation, cellular component: ciliary basal body. The transcript is spliced from 11 exons.